AUGUUUUUAAAAGAGAGUCGAGAAGAACUGGUCUCAAAAGCCUUAGAAUAUACAGCCACAACUUGUGCUAAAUUGGUAAUUGAUAUAGAAAGCAGAAAUCGCAAAACUAGUUUAAAAUAUGUCAGGAGAAAACCUAAAGAUGCAGGUUUGAUUCCACAGCAAGAAGUGAAGCGUGCUAUGUUAGAUUGCAUUGUAGAGUUAGAAAAGAGACUAACAUCAAUGAACAAUGAAUAUCAACAAUUUGCUGUUGUACACUCAGAAAAAAUGCAAGUAAUGAAGACUUAUAUACAUCAGUUCACAAAUACUUUUGAUGAUUUAGAGGAAGAAGAAAUGUUACCAGAAGUGAAGAGGCUAAAAAGACAUCUGAAGGCUUCUGGAAUAAAAAUUGAUGAUGCAGCUUCAUGA
Psylliodes chrysocephalus is the source of this 405-nucleotide messenger RNA. The record is from the annotation of a GenBank genome assembly. NCBI's taxonomy places the organism in Eukaryota, Metazoa, Arthropoda, Insecta, Coleoptera, Chrysomelidae.